This is a messenger RNA of Cylicocyclus nassatus, 252 nucleotides long. The record is from the annotation of a GenBank genome assembly. NCBI's taxonomy places the organism in Eukaryota, Metazoa, Nematoda, Chromadorea, Rhabditida, Strongylidae.
AUGGCUGCAAUAAUGGCAUCAACGCCUCCUUACAUGGCUCGAUUAUUGCUUUAUUUCAUUUCAGGUCUGUUCGUGAUCUACUGUUGCAUCAUUUUGCUCAUUGAAAACACAAAAUUCUUUCUGGACAAAUCAUUCCAGAAGAAGGAACCAACCUUGAACUCCCUUUCAAAUCUUCCCGAACUGACUAAUCAGCUUACCGUCGAGAGUGCUGAUAAGUCUACUGGGAAAGAGUACGUCUGUAGCAAAGAUUAG